AAAAUAGUAAACAGUGUAUUGUGUUUGUCUUUUUUCAUUUGGUGUACUAAAAUUUGCUGUGAAUCAUGUCGGGUUUGGAAAAAUUUCAAGCAAGUGAAGCUUGGCGCACGAAUUUUAAGAAGUUUCUCUUUAUGGAACGAAAACCAGAAGUGGUCCAAAAAACAUUAACAAUAACUGAAAGUCAACGCUAUAGUUUGGAUAUAGGGGAAGAUUUAAAAAAUAUAAUUGAACAAAAAAAGAACCAGAAAACUGUUCAAAUCAAUUUGAAUGCAGAAAUUAUAAAUAUUCCUAAUACAACAAACGAAAGUAUAAGCCAUCAAAAAGAAUCAAAUAUGAAUCGAUGCGAUGAAACUGCAUAUGGAGAACUGCCCAUGUGGCAAAAAACAUCAGAUGAAAGUUUCGAGGCUUUAGAGAAGAUGUGCGAAAAAACUGUAUCUGAUCCGAACAGCACACUGUUUAAAUAUCUUAACGGCGAAGAUGAGGAACAAAAAAGCAACAAUGUUGUGGUAUGGCAAAAGACUUCUGAUGAAAGCUUUGAAGCCCUAGAAAAGAUGUGUGACAAAACAGCAUCUGAUCCGAAUAGUACUCUCUUUCAAUAUUUAAAUAGUGAUCGCAAAGAACAGGUCUUGGCAGAAGUUAAAAAGCGUAGUGCAGAUGGAAUUAUUUUAGAUGGGCAACAUCAAGAAGAUAAAUUACUAAUGAAACUAAAUAAUUGCACAUUGUUGGAUGAUAUUGAGGCACCAUCACGCAUGUGGGAAAAUACCAUAUGUGGUGAUACUAUCCUGCAAACCUCACCUAUCAAAAUGGUGGGUUUAUUAAGACCUUCUACAAUAAUUGAGGAAGCACCAGAUGACUCGACAAAUUCCGAUGUAUCAUCUCAAAUGAGUUUUCGAACAGCUACUAAAGGCGCCCAUAGCGAUAUCUCCUCAAGUGCCUACGAAACUGCUCAUGAUUCUACUGUAGCUAGUAAUCGUACAGAUGUUUCUAAAAAAUGCCGCCAACAAGACCUGGAAGUCAUUGAUGUUGAUAACAUCGUUUUUGCAGCAAUAGCGAAAAACGAACAACAGAUGAAAGACAAUGAAGCCUAUAUUAUUCCUAUCCAUGAACAAUUGGAUGCUACUAUUAUUGAAUCAGAUCCAAUAACUAAUAUAUGUGAUGGUGAAAAUAAUUCUAAUGCAAGUGAAAUAUCGGUUGAUUUGAUUGAUUUGGAAAAAACAUUUGGUCCACUUCAAAACUCUCCGCAUUCUUCUAUCGCAGAAGAUGGUCCAGAGCAAAAUAUUGAAUGUAAUGAAAAUGAAAUGGAAGAUGGUGACGUAUUAGAAGAUUCUAUUAUUGAAAUACUCUCGGAUGAAGAAGAUGUUGAUGAAACUGAUGAUGUGCAAAGUAAAGAUGAAGAAGAACAAAUACAUUAUACAAACAUCAAAAUGGAAAUGAGUUCAAAAACGAACUCAUUCAGUAUUAAUCACGAUACCUAUAGUUUCAAUGAGUCACUUGAAAAUGAUAAGGAAAAUUGUGGUGCGACUCCUCAAUCAUCGGAGAAGUCUAUGCAAUUCAAUGACACAAUGGAAGAGGUCGAGUAUAUGCUCAAAAGGGGUAUGGAAUAUAUGGCUGCUGAAGCAGCUGCCAAAAAAAGCCCGCCAAAAGUAAAAGCCCCUAUUCCGGCGUGUAAUAUUAAGGUUUCCAAAACUCAACCGAAUUCUCCUAUGACACAUAAGAAGCCGGGUUCACAUGUAUCAUCUUCUGCCUCAAAAGUGAAAUCAUCAACACAUACAACACCAGCCAAGAAUGUGCCCUUAACCAAAGGUCACAAUUCAUCAUCGAAACGUUAUGAUAUCGAUAUACGACCAUUUCCGAAAUUAGAUAUAUUUGCUAAGCCUGCUGUACAUGCUCGCACUAAAGAGCUAACAAGCAAACAACAAAAGUUUUCCCACAUUGUUAGUCCUAUUGGUGCCUAUAUGAAAAAGACCGCCAAAACACCGCUAAUGUCCUCAAUAAAUUGCAAAACUAAGGACUAUUUUAACUCAACUGCAAUUCUGGAACUGGAAAAUGAAUCUCGCUUGUAUCAGCCACAGUUUGUAAAAGACUCAGACGGAAGCGAAGCAUCGGGUUUACCUAAAUUGCCUGGUUUAACAAGUGAUACGAAACGACCACUACCGAAAAAGGCAUACAUAUCGUCUGAUUUGAAACAUAUUGUUGAUGAACGGACUCCCAUAACGAUUCCUGGUGGUAAAAAAAUACAAAAAUAUCUUGAAAACGCAAUGAUGCCAGCUGUAUUACGUCACGAAGGCAAAUUUAAAAUGCCAGGCGGAAUGAGUAACAAGUUAAAUACGCCAUCAUCAUCUUCACCAGUAGUCCCCUCUAAAUUGCCCUUAAAAAAUUCCGAUACAAAUUCAAUAAUUACAUCAAGAUCAUCCUCGCACAUACCACGACGUAACAACGCCAGUCUUGCUGAUUUGUCAGUAAUGUCUGGCGAUGUAUCCAUGUAUACAAUAAUGGAUGCCCAGAAAUUUUAAUAUUAUUUAUCCAUUCCACCCAUUUUUUUGCAUUAUUGCGUUAGCGUGUAGUUUUAUCUGUUUAUGGAUGUUUUACCUUUACCUUUUUUAAUAAAUUUUUUCUAAUCGGAAAAAUGUAUAUAGUACGAAAUAAAUAUUAAAUUAAAUGUUCGGAA
Messenger RNA from Calliphora vicina (urban bluebottle blowfly), 2668 nucleotides. It is a transcript of the gene sip2, whose product is annotated as septin interacting protein 2. The record is from RefSeq and is a predicted model, not a curated record. The transcript is spliced from 5 exons. NCBI's taxonomy places the organism in Eukaryota, Metazoa, Arthropoda, Insecta, Diptera, Calliphoridae. The coding region runs from base 66 to 2513 and encodes 815 amino acids.